AUGCUUUUGUCAGAUAAUAUAGAAAUAUGCGAAAAAGCAAUUCAGAUUGGCUUUUCUUCAUCAUUUACUUCUCUUUCAUCAUCAUUACAAUACGUUCUUAUACGUCUUUUGUGCAAAGCCAAUAGAUUAAUUGAUGCAUUGCAAUGUAUCAAAAUGUUGUUGCAUAAACGACCACAAUACGCUGAAGUUUGGUUCACUUUAGGACUUAUUUAUACAUUUGGUGCCCAAUAUGAUGAAGCUCUUCAUGCUUUUCAGAAAUCAAUUUUAUUUAAACCGAAUUUGAUAGAAGCAUGGGCAAAUAUAGGUACAAUAUUCGAGCUGAAGCCAGAGAAAGGUGAUGCAAUGCAGUUAUAUAAAAAAGCAAUGGAUGUUACUAAAGCACAAGUUUAUUUUCGACAAAAAUUAGAAUUACUUGAAUCUUCUAUCGAAAGUAAGCCUGUUUUCGUAGAACUGAAUGAUACUGACUAUUUUAUAACACCUGGUAAGGAACAGGAGAUAGAAUACCUUAAGAAAGUGCCUGUAAUUCCUCAGAAUUUACUUACUUUAAUAUGA
Messenger RNA from Trichomonas vaginalis G3, 552 nucleotides. RefSeq names its product tetratricopeptide repeat domain domain-containing protein. Gene Ontology annotation, biological process: protein O-linked glycosylation via mannose. NCBI's taxonomy places the organism in Eukaryota, Parabasalia, Trichomonadida, Trichomonadidae. The record is from RefSeq and is a predicted model, not a curated record. The coding region runs from base 1 to 552 and encodes 183 amino acids. Gene Ontology annotation, molecular function: protein binding; mannosyltransferase activity. Gene Ontology annotation, cellular component: endoplasmic reticulum membrane. The transcript has a single exon.